Penicillium maclennaniae is the source of this 999-nucleotide messenger RNA. Its product is annotated as RNP domain protein. Gene Ontology annotation, molecular function: mRNA binding. The coding region runs from base 1 to 999 and encodes 332 amino acids. The transcript has a single exon. The record is from RefSeq and is a predicted model, not a curated record. Lineage: Eukaryota; Fungi; Ascomycota; Eurotiomycetes; Eurotiales; Aspergillaceae.
AUGCCCUAUCCACCUCCUCCAGGUCUCAAACAGACGCCAUCUUCGCUUCCUCCUCGCCCACCGCCGUCCAAUAAUGCCGCCCAGCCCGUUGGUCAUGGCAACGCGCGUCAACCGGGCUACAAUGCCUUCACCGCAUUUGCGCCGCGCUCCGUAGCAUCAAGUCAGCCGCGCGUAAGCAACCCUACGGUCUCUGCGCCCCCCUCUUAUUCUGCCGGUUAUGCGGGACCUGCAACCCCUGCAGCACCUGCAACCAUCUACGGAAAUUACCAACAGCCAUCCUACCAAAGUGGACCUUCCUACUACGGAGCCCAGUACAGUGAAAAUGUCUCCCCGGCGGUCCCACAUAUUCAAAAUCCAUUUGGCUCAACGCCAUCUGCAGCACGAGGGCGCAAUGGAGUAGACCCAGAAACCGAGGCACAAAUUGCUCAGUGGCAGAGUGCUUACGCCAACCCGAACGAUGAGACAGGCAAAAAGGCCAGCAACACGGGCACAACAACGGGUACAGGUACUCCAACCGCCGCCAGCACCCCCAUCCCCCAAAGUGAAACACAAAAGACUGUCCAGCGAGUCGGUGGCGGUCAAGCCUGGACCGACUCCACUCUUUUAGAAUGGGACCCCGCUCAUUUUCGGCUUUUCGUGGGCAACCUCGCAGGUGAAGUAACCGACGAUUCUUUACUGAAAGCAUUCGCACGCUACACCUCUGUACAAAAGGCUCGUGUGAUUCGGGAGAAGCGCACGCAGAAGAGCAAGGGCUUCGGGUUUGUCAGCUUUAGCGACGGUGAUGAUUACUUUGCUGCCGCUCGAGAAAUGCAAGGCAAGUACAUCGGUUCUCACCCGAUUUUACUGCGCAGAGCUACCACCGAGGUCAAGCCGGUGUCGAACGCCAAGACGCUUAAGAAGCAUGGAGGCGGCGCUCGAGGCCAGCCUGGCGGCAAGGUCAAGCAUGACGGAGUGAAGAAGUCGGGAAAAACCAAGGGAGGUCUGAAGAUCCUUGGUUGA